Parathielavia appendiculata is the source of this 942-nucleotide messenger RNA. RefSeq lists its product as uncharacterized. The transcript is spliced from 4 exons. The coding region runs from base 313 to 855 and encodes 180 amino acids. The record is from RefSeq and is a predicted model, not a curated record. Lineage: Eukaryota; Fungi; Ascomycota; Sordariomycetes; Sordariales; Chaetomiaceae.
GGAUGGAUCCUUCGCUAACACGCACAGGGUAUGCUUUCCCGUGUCUUGGCCUGAAUCAAGCCCAGAGCUUUGCUGCGUGUCCAAGGAGGCACAACUUGAGCGAUCCGCCACCUGCAACCUGGAUUGGCUCGUGUACGGACCUAUGGAUGACAAGAAAUGCGUCGAUCGACAGCAACAGCGUUGUCAAAACCUCGCCGGCCUGGCGUUUGAGAAGGCCAUCAAUCGGCCAGCCCGAGAUCAGUGAUCACAUUUCACAUAUCACACAAGGGUCCGGUAAGGUACCUUACCUUACUACGACUCGUACGGAGUGCCAUGGCUUGGCGGGUCCUCGAGUUUUACUUUCUCUACUGCACGCCUAGGUGCUCAAGAGCUCAGGUGCUCUUACUGCAACUCAAAGUUGAGAACUGGAAACUUCAUGGCCAGCAGCUGAGCUUGGCGACUAACCCUGGCCUGGCUAUUCGCUGGCUCUCCCGUCUCGGUCACUUUGGGAACAACAUGGCUGAGCUGUCACUUCGGCCAGUCAGUUAUCAAUUCCAGGCCGGCAUACAAUCCCCGAGCACCAAGGUCCAGGUUUCAAGCCUCAGGGUGCCAACUUCACACGACAUCGCUCUGCGUAAAGGUUUCGUCUUGUCGGGUCAGCAGAUGGGGUCUACCAAUCCCGGCGUUCUUCAGUCUCCGAAUCCAAUACCAACCCUUACUGUGUAUUUGUUCGUUAGCGUGGCACAUGGCUGGGCACUACCGUAUGUCUGUGCAUGCUGCAGAAAGCAUAAGGACGACUGGAAGGGUGGAAAGGCUUUUGGUAGAUCAGGACAGGAGGUGUCCAUAUGGAAUGAUUACAUACGGGCUGAAUUAUAAACUAUAUAAAAUAAGCUUGCAGAAGCAGCUUUCUUCAUAGAUAUGUACUACUACACUACUACUUUGCCUCAUCUGCCUGCUUGAUGC